AUGGGCAGCCGGGGCGCGGCGGCCGGCGGGCUGAAAAACUCGGCGCUAAUAAACGCGACUAGGAGGGCCCCGACGAGCGCGCUCGCGUUAAUGCACGCCCGUUCGACCCUCCUCGCAUGUACAGGAGUUCGAGUUGCGUGUAAGCAAAAAAAGUCCGGCCCGUGUUCACCGAGAUUCCCUUUUACGUUUCGGAAUUGGCGAUCCGGCGUGGCGUCCACUGUCAGCGGCGACCAUUAUUAUGCGCGGAAACUCGCGACCCGACUCUGCACGGCGCACACGUGUAGCGCGCGACAAUUUCCCCCCGUAGAUUGGAUAAUGGCCGCCGGAAAUAGCUCCGCCGAUGACGUCACGGCGCUUCCGCCGCCCUCGGCCGCCCGGCCUAUGCAGCCUUCGGAAAACGACUCCGUCCCAACUCAGUUACCCGGUCGCCUCGCUUUACAUCCCAGGAAGUGUUUCUACCAACCCGUAGUUCGCGCGAGAUUU
This is a messenger RNA of Iphiclides podalirius (scarce swallowtail), 483 nucleotides long. NCBI's taxonomy places the organism in Eukaryota, Metazoa, Arthropoda, Insecta, Lepidoptera, Papilionidae. The record is from the annotation of a GenBank genome assembly.